Messenger RNA from Staurois parvus, 440 nucleotides. The record is from the annotation of a GenBank genome assembly. Lineage: Eukaryota; Metazoa; Chordata; Amphibia; Anura; Ranidae.
AUGCACUGAUUUGCAUGUUCCCCGGACCCUGCAUUCACUAUAAUCCGGUCUCCCCGGACCCUGCAUUCACUAUAUCCGCUCUCCCCGGACCCCACAUUCACUAUAUCCGGUCUCCCCGGACCCUGCAUUCACUAUAUCCGGUCUCCCCGGACCCCUGCAUUCACUAUAUUUCCGCUCUCCCCGGACCCCACAUUCACUAUAUCCGCUCUCCCCGGACCCCCGCAUUCACUAUUCACUAUUCUCCCCGGACCCCGCAUUCACUAUAUCACUUCUCCCCGGACCCAGCAUUCACUAUAUCCGCUCUCCCCGGACCCUGCAUUCACUAUCACUCUCCCGGACCGUUCAUCACGGUCUCCCCGGACCCUGCAUUCACUAUAUCCGCUCUCCCCGGGACCCCACAUUCACUAUAUCCGCUCUCCCCGGACCCUGCAUUCACUAUA